Molecule: messenger RNA, 639 nt
Organism: Bubalus bubalis (water buffalo)
Lineage: Eukaryota; Metazoa; Chordata; Mammalia; Artiodactyla; Bovidae
Product: 40S ribosomal protein S7-like
Exons: 1
Coding region: 8-589 (193 amino acids)
Biological process (GO): translation; rRNA processing; ribosomal small subunit biogenesis
Cellular component (GO): cytosolic small ribosomal subunit; 90S preribosome; small-subunit processome
Molecular function (GO): structural constituent of ribosome
Source: RefSeq, a predicted model, not a curated record
CCCGGCCAUGUUGAGCUCCAGUGCCAAGAUUGUCAAGCCCAACGGCGAGAAGCAGGAGUUCGAGUUGGGGAUCUCCCAGGCCCUGCUGGAGCUGGAGAUGAACUCGGACCUCAAGGCGCAGCUGCGGGAGCUGAACAUCACGGCCGCCAAGGAGAUCGAAGUUGGCGGUGGCCGGAAAGCUAUUAUUAUCUUCGUCUCCGUCCCGCAGCUGAAGUCUUUCCAGAAAAUCCAGGUGCGCCUGGUGCGCGAGCUGGAGAAGAAGUUCAGCGGGAAGCACGUCGUCUUCAUCGCCCAGAGGAGAAUUCUGCCUAAGCCAACUCGAAAAAGCCGUACGAAAAAUAAGCAGAAACGUCCCAGGAGCCGCACUCUGACCGCUGUGCACGACGCCAUCCUGGAGGACUUGGUUUUCCCAAGUGAGAUCGUGGGCAAGAGGAUCCGCGUGAAGCUGGACGGCAGCCGACUCAUAAAGGUCCAUCUGGACAAAGCUCAGCAGAACAAUGUGGAGCACAAGGUUGAAACGUUUUCUGGUGUCUAUAAGAAGCUCACAGGCAAGGAUGUUAAUUUUGAAUUUCCAGAGUUUCAGUUGUAAACAAACGACUAAAUAAAAUAUUAUUCUGAAAAAAAAAAAAAAAAAAAAAA